UCUCCACAACAAAUGCGUAGAGUACUUUUCGAGACACUCUUGCACAGGGGAUGUAUAAUGCUUAUAGGGCUUCUCAUUGAUUAUUUUUCAUGAAUGGACAUUUCGGAGGGCUCUAUUGCUGUUCGUGGUAGGGGGAAAAACAAAAGGAAGUGGAUCCCUGUUGAAGAUGAUGAACUGAUCAAAGCAUUGGUUGAUGUUUCUUUGGAUUCGAGGUGGAGUGAUGGGAGUUUUAAGAAUGGUUACACUUCAGUACUUGAAGUUCGCCUCGCAGAAAAGCUACCUGAUUCAAGAAUUUCUGCAACUCCUCAUAUCGAUUCAAGGUUAAGAUACUUCAAGACAAAGUAUUCUGCUUUGGAGCAGAUGUUGAACAAGAGUCGGUUCACAUGGGAUCCAACCAAGAAGAUGAUUCAGUGCGAGAAACAACAAUAUGAGACACAUUGCAAGAAUAAUCCAGAUGCAAAAGGGUUGUAUGGAGUCUCCUUUCCUUACUAUGAUGAACUCUCAAUGGUAUAUUCCAAGGACAUGGCCACAGGUGAAGGUGCGGAAGACAUGACAGAUGCUGUUAAAAACUUGGAAGAAGAGUUAGUUUGUGUAAAUGCUAAUGAUGAAGAGGUUGGAGAGGAUAUGACAUCUGUAGAGACACCGAGGCGUUCUGUUGACUCAACAUCAUCUAGCUCCAAGAAACGGAAGAAAGAGUGGAAAGGAAUGAAGACCGCAUCAAGUGACCUGCUUCUUGACGUGUUCAAUGAAGUGAGUGGUGAUCUGAAGGUUGCCACCAUGUCAAUUGGAAAAAUGGCGCAAGCUAUGGAUCGUGAGGCAUCCAACCAAGAGAAGGCAAGGGAUGAAGAUCCACAACAAAAGCUAAGAGAGAAGGCGAUCAAUGAGGUCCGAAGACUUGAAUUUACUGGCUCAGAAAUUAUCAAAGCAGCUAUUGUGUUUGUCAGAAUGCCAGAUCAAAUGGGGAUGUUGUUUGCACUUCCAAAACCACUGAGGAGGGAAUACAUUGUUGACAUGCUACGUGAUGAAGCAGCAAGGAGAGAGAGAGGUCAAAGUGAAGGUGCUAGUCUUGCUGUUGAAUGAUGGAGCUUUGGAAGUUGCUGUUGGUUUAGUUGGUCUCAAACUUUUUAGCUUUAGUGUUCUUCAUAUGUUGCUGUUGAAUGAUGGUA
Messenger RNA from Zea mays, 1166 nucleotides. RefSeq lists its product as uncharacterized. The transcript has 4 exons. Bases 94 to 1080 code for a protein of 328 amino acids. The record is from RefSeq and is a predicted model, not a curated record. NCBI's taxonomy places the organism in Eukaryota, Viridiplantae, Streptophyta, Magnoliopsida, Poales, Poaceae.